AUGGAUUUCUUGCAGCGUGUCGGAAAUUGUGUAAUGCAUGUUUUUGCCGACUUAGUGCAUUGGUUUUGCACUUGGCGCGUGCAUCAAAUACUGCUACAGGAACUAGACAGCAAUAUCCCACACCCAUAUGCGAUGGGCCGCAACGUGGCCUUCAUACUGCAAUUGGGACAUCCCAGUGUUAGCGAUGCGCGAGCCUAUCUGCCCAACGUGGCCGAAGUUGCCUGUCUGCACUGUCGUCCUGCCACUGCAAAUCUAGGCGCCACCGAUGCUGACUUGGCGCAGUUUCUUGCAGCGGCGCCAGAGGGCGUUAUUUACCUCUCGAUGGGCUCAUCGGUGCGCUCAGCACGGUUGCCGGACGCGUUGCUUGAACUGUUUGUCGGCGUCUUUGCGCGAUUGCCGCGUCAUCACGUGCUCUGGACGUGGGCGGGCAAUGCCACGGCUUUGGAGCCGAGACUGCCGCCCAAUGUUCGCGUUCGCUCAUGGCUGCCACAACAGGAUAUACUGGGACAGCGGCAGCUGCAACUUUUCAUUACACACGGCGGACUGCUAAGCAUGCACGAGGCCGUCUACCAUGGUGUCCCUUUGCUUGUAUUGCCUGUGUUUUGCGAUCAUGACGUGAAUGCGGCCAAGGCAGUACGCGACGGCUAUGCCCGAAGGCUUGAGUUGGCCCACCUUACCGAAGAGGCGCUCUAUUGCGCCAUCUACGAUGUUCUGCACAACGAUAGCUAUCGGCGAGCUGUGAGACGACGACGGACACUGCUGUUGGACCAAAUGUCGCAGCCCCUGCGCACGGCCGUGCACUGGACGGAGUACGUCAUCCGGCAUAGAGGUGCGCAACACCUUCAGGCACCGGGACUGGGCAUGAGUUACUUCGCCUACCAUUCGCUCGACGUUCUGGGUCUGCUGCUGGGCGCCUUGCUGGUGCUGUUGACGAUUCUGCGGGGCCUAUGCAAAUGCUGGCAGCUGGGGCGCAAAACUAAAACUGCUUAA
Scaptodrosophila lebanonensis is the source of this 990-nucleotide messenger RNA. RefSeq names its product UDP-glucuronosyltransferase 2B14-like. Gene Ontology annotation, molecular function: UDP-glycosyltransferase activity. The record is from RefSeq and is a predicted model, not a curated record. Lineage: Eukaryota; Metazoa; Arthropoda; Insecta; Diptera; Drosophilidae. The coding region runs from base 1 to 990 and encodes 329 amino acids. The transcript has 4 exons.